UCAUACAUUAACUGAGCUGGCAGGCAUUUAUUGGUUGAAAUCGAGUUAACCACAGAGUGUAGUCAACAGCUAACCCUAGUCAACAACCCUUUAGAAUCAUAAACUAUGGUUAAAAACGUGAUCAGCGGUGUACGGCUUGCAUUCCCCCCCUCUCUCUCUAUCUCGCGUCGUAAAUGCAUAGCCAACUACACGGCGUUAUAUUCUCGUUUCUAAAUCUAUUCUCUCUCUAAAAUUCCUCCUUCUCUCUCAUUCUCUUGAUUGGCUUAUAGUCGAGGCAGGCACGGGUUUUAACGGCAGCUCCACCACAAUAUCUUACCGGGAAAGUGAUUUCAUCGCCCACGAGGAGGAGGAGUUUUUUUUUUUAUGUUUUGAAAAUUAGUUUAUUAUUCGAUUGGAAUUCGUUAAUUUGUUGCGUUGCAUUUUGAAGAAGAGGAAACAAUUGGAUCUCUUUGAUUGAUUUUGAAUAUUUUGUUAAAAUUUUGUAAGUUAUCGGAUCUCGAAGAUUCUGUUAGGUUUUAUUUUUUGGAAAAUAAAAGCACAGCAAGGGAAUUUUUUCCCUUUUUUUUCGGGUGGUUACUAAAUUGGGCGAAAAUGAUCUGAAAAUCAACCUACAUUGAUCGAAUUUGAAACGAACGAAGCGGAGUCGUAUUGGGGGAUGAGGGGGAGAGUGGGGAAUAUCGUUGUUGUUGGAGAUGUGCAGUGUUGAGGGGUUAGGGAGAAAGGGCGGGAUAAGAAUGGGGGUGAUGAAAGCGGGAGGAGGAGGCGGCGGGGAGAGAGUGGAGAAGUUGAAGAGCUCGAGAAUGAAGCUGUGGAUGAUACGCGCCACCACAUCGGUGUUGCUUUGGACUUGCAUCGUACAAUUAACGGCUUUGGGAGAGACAUGGGGACCACGAGUCCUUAAGGGUUGGCCUUCCUGUUUCUCUCAUCAGGAUUCCUCCGUUUCCGUUAUUGAAGACAGAGUACCCUCCGUUCCCGCCCGUGUCCUUCCUCCCAAAAGGGUAUAUAAAAACAACGGUUACUUGAUGGUUUCAUGCAAUGGAGGUCUCAAUCAAAUGCGAGCAGCAAUUUGUGACAUGGUUACCAUUGCAAGAUAUUUAAAUGUCACCCUUAUAGUCCCGGAGCUAGAUAAAACAUCCUUCUGGGCUGAUCCCAGUGAAUUUCAAGAUAUAUUUGAUGUGGAUCAUUUCAUUACAUCACUGAGAGAUGAGGUUCGGAUAUUGAAGGAGCUGCCUCCUAGGCUUAAGAGGAGAGUGGAAAUGGGACUGGUGCAUUCCAUGCCACCAGUUAGUUGGUCUGAUAUAUCCUACUACCAUCAGCAGAUUCUUCCUCUGAUACAGAAGUAUAAAGUUGUACACUUAAAUAGAACUGAUGCUCGACUGGCCAACAAUGGGCAACCUUUAGAUAUUCAGAAGCUGCGAUGUCGUGUAAAUUUUAAUGCUUUGAGAUUCACUUCUCAGAUAGAGGAGUUGGGUAAACGAGUUAUUAAGCUUCUGAGGCAAAAUGGUCCUUUUAUAGUACUUCAUCUUAGAUAUGAAAUGGACAUGUUAGCAUUUUCUGGCUGUACCCAAGGUUGCAACAAUGAGGAGGUGGAGGAGUUGACUAGAAUGAGAUAUGCUUAUCCCUGGUGGAAAGAGAAAAUAAUAAAUUCUGACUUGAAAAGGAAAGAUGGUUUGUGCCCUUUGACGCCUGAGGAAACUGCCCUUACUUUGAAGGCGCUAGACAUUGAUACUAGUUACCAGAUCUAUAUUGCAGCUGGUGAAAUAUAUGGUGGAGAGAGAAGAAUGGCAAGUCUUUCUGCAGCUUAUCCAAAAUUGGUUAGGAAGGAGACUCUCUUGGAGGCAUCAGACCUUAGGUUUUUUCAAAAUCAUUCAUCCCAGAUGGCAGCAUUGGAUUAUCUUGUUUCCCUGGAGAGUGAUAUUUUUAUUCCUACAUAUGAUGGAAACAUGGCUAAAGUUGUAGAAGGCCAUCGCAGAUUUCUGGGGUUCAAGCGGACAAUUUUAUUGGACAGAAGGCUUUUAGUUGAUCUGAUAGAUCAGUACAAUGGUGGAUCUCUUAAUUGGGAUGAGUUCUCAGCUGCUGUGAAGGAAACUCAUGAAAGUCGCAAGGGGCAACCAACAAAAAGGUUGGUGACCCCAGACAGACCUAAAGAAGAGGAUUACUUUUAUGCCAACCCAGAAGAAUGCUUGCAACCAUCAUAUGGUCAACUAAGUAGCACGUGAUCUUUCUGUCUGGGGACUGUGACGAUUAUCAGUGUUUUUUUGUUAGAGUGCUAGCUAUCACACCUGAGACCAAAAGGUAGUUUCUCUACAGGAGGAUGGAUGAUGACAAUGAUGGUUUUUCUUUCGAGGAGGCAGCUGUGGAGAUGACUGGGGACUCAAAAACUUGAAGAAAGCCUGGGAGGAUCUUGUGAAGCAGCUGGAGGACACCAAGAUUAUUAGUAUAUGCAAAUAAUCAGAAUCAUGUAUAGAAGAGCUGCCCUGCCAUUAUAGGGUGAUAUCAGAUCAAGAAUGGGUUGUUGUACACGAGGGAUGCAAGUAUAGAUUUGGAUUACUGAGACUGGAUUUGUGGAAGGUUAAUUCUUCGCCCUCCUGUCUUGAAUUUUUUUGUUUCUUUAAAUCACUCACAAUCUAGUUAGCUAGCAUAUAUCAAUCACAUUCUAGAAUUCAAUCUUGUCACACCCUACACAGACCAAUGUUUUUGUUUCUAGUAUGGCCCCAUCAAUGCAGGGAAUGGUUGAAAGGCAUUGAAUAUUAUCUUUUACUACACGUAUCUUGUAAAUUAAAUGGUGCGGUUCUUGACAUUUUUGGUUGA
This is a messenger RNA of Theobroma cacao (cacao), 2811 nucleotides long. RefSeq names its product rhamnogalacturonan I rhamnosyltransferase 1-like. NCBI's taxonomy places the organism in Eukaryota, Viridiplantae, Streptophyta, Magnoliopsida, Malvales, Malvaceae. Gene Ontology annotation, cellular component: cytoplasm. The record is from RefSeq and is a predicted model, not a curated record.